Messenger RNA from Clunio marinus, 2824 nucleotides. Lineage: Eukaryota; Metazoa; Arthropoda; Insecta; Diptera; Chironomidae. The record is from the annotation of a GenBank genome assembly.
AUGUGGAUUACCACUAAAAAUGAUCUGAGGAACGUCAUAUUGCGUGAAAAAGUUCUGUCAUUGAUAAAACCAACACAAGAUCGAAACAUUGUUCAUAGCACAAUUGGAAAUCUUUUUUCUCGCUACAUAAUUCUUGUCAAUAAUUUAUCAGCAAUUUAUGAUCAAACUUUACAAGUUCAAAAACGACCAGUGAUUGAAAAACUUUUGAUGUCAUCAACAAAACGUCUACUGGAACUUCAAAAAGAAAUGCAAAAAAUUGAGAUGAGUAACUUUACGUAUAUAGACGAUGCUUUGGUGGAGUUGAAGUGGACAACUCAAAAUAUUGAGUUUCUCCGUCCAUUUUACUUUCCACGAAAAAGAAAUAUUGAAAUUCAACAAGUUGUAGAUGAAAUUCCUAUUGAAGAAGAAAUCUUCGAAGAACUGAAAGGACCAUCAAAAUUCAGAAAGAUAUUAACUCAAGAAGAAAUUGCUAGCGAACGUCGUAAAAAAACAUUACGAGAUGCAACAAAUUUGAUUAUUACUCAUGAAAAAGCAAGACAAGAUCGGAUAAGAUUCUUAAACUUAAAGCUGUUUCCUGAAACUUACAAAAUAUUACCACGUGAACCAGAAUCAUUUCCUUAUACAUUUACGCAUAAGCCGGAUCAAAUUCCGUUACAUAAAAUAAAACGCACAAAGUAUCAUAUCAAUUUCUAUCUUCCUAAGAUCGAUUACACCAAGUUCAAGUUUUAUGAGCCUCCAAUUUAUCGUAUAAAUCGUCUUGGACAAAAAGUCAUUGAUACAAGAAAAAGUUCGGCGUUUAACUUAGAAUCACAUGAAGAGCAUCGCGAAGAUUCAGAAGAAAUAUCUAAUGCUAACAUGAUUGAAAAAUACGCUCAAAUGAAAGCUGAAGAAGAAUCCAAGCUACUGCGAAGUCAGUACAAUGCUGCUUCUAUCAUUCAACGAGCUUUCAGACGAUAUCAAAGAAAUAAAAUUUUGAAAAAACAAGAAUAUGAUCGCUUAGCACUUUGUAAUUUAGUUGAGAUACCAGUUGAUCCUGAUAAGCCAGAUUGGAAGGUUAUUCAAGAAGAACUGCGUAAAAAAAGACGUGACCGUAAGAAAGAAUUUGAUGAAAAAUUCAUUAAAGCGCUUGAAGAUGAAAAAGCUCGUAUAUUGAAACUCAAAUCACAUUUGAUCAUGGAAGACAUAACUGAAGAUAUUCGUCAAUGGUUUCGAGAGUUCUACGACGGUGCGCAAGAUUUUCACACUUAUCCGGAAGAGUUUGAAGAAGGGACAAUUAUGGUUAUGCGCGGGGAAACAAAAACUGUCGAAGAAUUCAUAAUUGAGAAAAAUAAAACACCAGCUGAAAAAGCCAAAGAACGUGCGGAUAAGAAGAAACAGAAAAAGGAAGAAAAAAAUUUUAAAAAGAAACAAGCUGACAAUGAGAAGAAGUUAGAAGAAAUAAAGAAGAAACUUGAAAUUAAACAAGGGCCUACGUGGGAUUUUUCUGAAAAGAAAAAACAAUCGAAAAAUUUUGAGGAUCUUCAGGAGUCUUUCAACGUUUAUGAGCAUGAAUGGAAGUUUAUUAAUGAAAUAAAAAAUAGACACGAGGUCCCGAUUUGGGACUGGGUUACUAUUGACGCUUAUGCUGAUGUUCAUAAAGAGCUUCGACUUAUUGUCGAUGAUUUCAUGCGUAUCGAGUUGGAACUUUUGCGUGUGGCUUUAGCGAUCGAUAAUGAGACAAAGUACGUUCCUCCAAAGCGGAAAAAAGAAAAGAACAAAAAGAAGAACAAAAAAAAAUGUCUAUUGACGUUACUGAAGGGCGAAGCCUUAAAGAUUAUUAUUCGAAAGUAUACAAAACGGUCCUUGGAUGAUUUCAUUGGCGACGAAAACUACGCAGCGUACGAGUUGAGAAAAGCAAACAAAAAUCCGUUGCCACAUUAUGGUGACUAUAAAAAUAUUCUUCGAACUAUGGUGAUUGGAAUGGGACCACUUGAGCAACCUAGAUCAAAAUCAAUUUGUAUUGUUGGUCCGCCGAAAUGUGGGAAGAAAUUAAUUACUGAAGCCUUGUGUACAGAAAUGGAUGCAGUUAUUUUUGAUUUAAGUGCAUCUAACAUAACUUCUAUUGAUGAUGUUCCUGCUUUUCUGACCUUUGUCAUGCAGAUGGCACAAAAACUUCAGCCAUCAGUAAUUUUUAUUGAUGGCGCACAUAAGCCUUUCAUAACUAAAAUUCCUCCUGAAGAAGUUAAGGAAGAUCCAAAAAAACUUGGAAAAUUUUUGAAGAAAUACGUUUACAUGAAUAUCAAAUCUGAAGACGCAGUAAUGAUGAUAGGAACUACAAAUCAACCAUGGAACUGCUCUUAUGCUGCUAUGAAACAAUGUUUCGAAAAGUUUAUAACAUUUCCACCUCAACUUGAUUAUGGUACAGCUUUGAUGGCAUGGAACAAAGGAUUACGAUCAAAAAAAGUUUAUAAUUUAGAUGUUUCUCCAUUGGCAAAAGUGACACAAGAUUUUACUGUUGGAGAUAUUUUAGACUUUAUUGAACAUUUUCUUAACUUAACAAGACGGAUGAACUUGAAAGUGAAGCCUUUAACAUCAAAAGAGCUACUUGAUGAAUUCUUGCAAUCAAAGAUUCCGCUUGAUGAUAAGAUGAAAGAAAAUUUCAUGAAGUUUAUGCGUAAAACCGAUCCAUACACAAGCGAACUACAAAGAACAAUGCAACGUGAGCAAGCGAUUAUCGACAAGGAAAAAGAAAACGAAGCAAAGAAAGCUGAAUUGGCUAAAAAAAAGAAAUCAAAAGGAGGAAGAAAAUGAAUUUAAUUGAAGAGUUUCCUAAAUUUUGAAGAUG